This is a messenger RNA of Pseudomassariella vexata, 2419 nucleotides long. RefSeq lists its product as uncharacterized. Lineage: Eukaryota; Fungi; Ascomycota; Sordariomycetes; Amphisphaeriales; Pseudomassariaceae. The transcript has a single exon. The record is from RefSeq and is a predicted model, not a curated record. Bases 262 to 1935 code for a protein of 557 amino acids.
GCAAGACUUAUAAGCCGUACAGGGGAGCUGCCUCAACCGCAUUUACUCUUUCCCCAAGGACCACUUUGCAUUUCUUCCUUCCACCAUUUGCAUUCCCACCUGGUGUCCUGUUCCACGCUGACAUUGCCACUAUCGACAAUCAUCUACAACAAGACGUUUUUGACGACUUGCAAGCAUAUUGUGUAGCCUCAAGCAGCGUACACGCGCCCCGCGCAAAGCUCUUCACAACACAACGCGCCUGAAAAUCAAAUAACCAACACAAUGGCGCUGCAAACUUCGUACAAGCAGUUUCUCGCUGCGCCCAAUUCAUCGCUGCUCAAUCCCGAUGCCACCCUCCACUAUAUCACGACGACUACGAGCUUCAAGGGCGCAACAGAAAUCAUCAAACACUUCAGCACCUCGCGCAAUCAGGUCAAGAAGAAGAGGGAGGAGUUCCUCGGUGUUAUUGAAGGCCAGAAUGCUGCUGCAUUCGAGGUCGACACCGUUCUCGAGUUUGUCACCAGCGGGGGACCCUACCUGCCUGGACUCGAUGACAACUUUCUGUCCGACCGCACCGUCUACUUGCUUGUUAUGCACAUUGUCACAUUCGAUGCCGACGGCAAAAUCCUACAGAUACGCGAGAAUUGGGACCAAGCCGCUCUGCUCAAGCAGCUCGACAUCAUUGGCAAAACUGGUCGCAACUGGCCCAUUCGCGACAGCAAAGAGCAGAUCAAGAUGAUUGAGAACUGUCUCAAGUCCUCUGGCGAGGGUGACGUGCCCGCUUCUGCAGAUCUUGCGGCGCGCUUGCGAGCAAACUCGAACAACAUUCUACGCGACCCCCAUGCGUCGUUGGCACUGUUCGCUCCGCGCGAGGAAACGGAACAGGCCGCCACCGCUGCUGCCGUCAUCUCCCCUAGAGCUGGAUCUCGACCUCCGCAACGAGCCUUCACUGAUAUCGUUAGCGACGAGCCCCCCGAGGAUGCUGGCUCUUCUAACAGAUCCGAAUCGCCAAGCAAGGGUGUUACGUCCAAGGCAGGUGCCGGGAAGAACUACCAACCCAGCCGUCUAUUCGAGGCUCAAGAAGAGGAGGCCGAGGACGAGGACGAUACGCCCGAGAGGCAAAUUGUUGAACGCGCCUAUCGCCCUAACCCCACCAGGUACGACCACUUUGACUUUGCUGAUGGCUCUGAAGAGCAAGAUGACCCUAUUCCUGGUCCAUCAGCUGCUCCGCAGACAAAGCACGGCAGCCAGUGGUCCUUUGACGAUUUCGUCACUCCCGCCAAAGCUAAACCAACCAGAGUGCUCCAGAAGAGCCACCAAGAUGUUAGACAUUGGGGCACGGAGAACGAUGAGGUCCCAGAGACUCCCGUGCGCAAGCCCGUCGUUGGAAAGCCCCGCCGCGAUGCCGAGCCGCACUUCGAGUUUGUCGACGACGGCACUCCGAAAGGCCCUCGCGUCGAGCGUCCCCAGGGCGCGAAGCACAACAAGGGUCUCGGCUUGUAUAAGAAUAAUGUGUACAGUGAGGGAGAGGAAGAUGACGACGAGACUGCUCCUAGUGCCGGUGACAGCCAAGCCCUGGGCAACAUUACCAACCUGAAGGGUCGGGGCCAGGCCUUAAAAUCUCAGUUUGCCAGGACCGAUGAAUCGCCAGCUCCGAAGCCCCAAGUCAAGCCUAGCGUUGAUGAGGAUCGCAAGAAAGCUGUCAAGACGAUGGACACCAACCGGUCCAGCUAUGAUGAACCUCCAGCGUCCCAGAAAGAAAACCAGCCCACCAAAUCGAAGCCAACUAAACCUGGUGACAAUCGGGGUAUCGCCAUUGGCGGCGACGGCAUGGGUGGCCCCAAGGGUACACAAAGGAACUGGCUGUUUGGCGAGGAUGAGGAGCCCGUCACCAAGUCAGUCCCGGGACGCAAGCAAGGUGGUUCCAGCGCGGGUGGUUUCAGCUGGGACUUCUAGAUGGACUAGCAGAAACCUUCCGGGAUGCGUCGCAAUAAGGUCGCCCUGCGACGAUAACAUGGCUUUCACGACUAUACCCCCAACGUCCAUAUGCCAUGCCACUGACGAGCUCAUGAGUUUCCCUAUGCGGAUCUGCGACUAGGAUAUACUGAGGUAUAGUGUGCUAGUAUCUGCUGUUUCGAUGAAAGAGUUGCUUGUUCGAACACCAAAGAGGACUGGGGAUGGGACUCCAGGGGUGCGGCCGAGCUGAAGUGUAUGCUGAAGUGUACUAUGACACGUCUGAAGUUUGUCUCAUCAAAAUGAAUUGUCCAUAGAUAGUGUUUGAAUAUUCCCCCAAGACUGGCAAGGCAGUCGAAUCAAGUCGAGUCUUGGUUUAAUCAAGGUUUCUUUGUUUGUAAGCAACACCGCACUAUCCACGCAAUUCUGCUUUGAAGUUGAGUGUGCCACUGGGUGACUUCGUCAUCACUAUUACCUGAGAAUCACA